UUAUAUAAUAUUUUUGGCUUUAUACCAUCAUCCAAUUCUCUACACUUCAAUAUUCCUUAUUUUUGGCGAAGUCGUAUUGACUAUUGAAGAUGGCCAUUGACGACCUCUGCGGCGAUUCUGAAGCUGAAACUCCGCUGCUAUCGGAGACGCUAUACGGCGUCGUCAACUUCAAGGGCCUCCCCGUCCUACGAUCUACCUCUGGUGGUUGGAAAGCUGCUGCCUUCAUUAUAACUGUGGAAGUGGCUGAGAGAUUUGCUUACUAUGGAAUCAACUCGAACCUGAUAAAUUAUUUGACGGGGCCACUUGGUCAAUCCACGGUAACGGCAGCGGAGAACGUCAACCUCUGGUCUGGAACAGCGUCAUUACUUCCUCUUCUCGGCGCUUUUCUUGCUGAUUCUUUUCUUGGUCGUUACCGCACCAUCGUUUUAGCUUCCCUUAUUUAUGUUCUGGGACUGAGCCUGCUGACGUUUUCGACUAUACUUCCUGUGACAACCUCGGACGGCGAAGUUGCUCGUCCCCAAUUAAUAUUCUUCUUCUUUUCUCUAUAUCUCGUUGCACUUGCACAAGGUGGACAUAAGCCUUGUGUUCAGGCUUUUGGAGCUGAUCAGUUUGAUGUGAACGAUCCUGAGGAAUGCAAGGCCAGAAGCUCCUUUUUCAAUUGGUGGUAUUUUGCCUUCAGUGCUGGUCUUUUUGUGACUCUUUUCAUCUUGAACUAUGUCCAGGAUAAUGUCGGUUGGGUUCUUGGAUUUGGAAUCCCUUGCAUUGCAAUGCUAACUGCAUUGGUUAUUUUCUUAAUUGGAACUUGGACUUACCGGUUUAGCAUUCAGAGGGAGGAACGAGGCCCUUUUUUGAGGAUUGGUAGGGUGUUUAUUGUUGCAGUGAACAAUUGGCGAAUUACCCCUUCAGCUGUCACUUCUGAAGAGGAAGCUUGUGGCACUCUGCCUUGCCAUGGUUCUGAUCAAUUUAGUUUCCUGAACAAAGCAUUAAUUGCAUCAAACGGUUCAAAGGAAGAGGGGGAAGUUUGUAGUGCUGCUGAAGUUGAAGAAGCAAAGGCAGUCCUCAGGCUUGUUCCAAUAUGGGCUACAUGUUUAAUUUUUGCUAUUGUGUUUGCUCAGUCUUCUACUUUCUUUACAAAACAAGGUGUUACGAUGGACAGGGAAAUUUUGCCUGGGUUUUAUGUACCCCCUGCUUCUCUUCAAUCCAUUAUCAGCCUCUCCAUUGUUCUUUUUAUUCCUAUCUAUGACCGCAUUAUUGUUCCCGUAGCUAGAGCUUUUACUGGCAAACCCUCUGGCAUCACAAUGCUGCAGAGAAUUGGAACUGGAAUGCUUCUUUCUGCAAUUUCUAUGGUAAUUGCAGCUUUUGUGGAGAUGAAAAGACUCAAAGUGGCUCGUGACUGUGGGCUAAUUGACAUGCCUAAUGUGACAAUUCCAAUGAGCAUCUGGUGGUUAGUUCCUCAAUAUGCCUUGUUUGGAAUUGCUGAUGUCUUUGCAAUGGUGGGUCUGCAAGAGUUUUUCUAUGAUCAAGUCCCACAGGAAUUAAGAAGUGUGGGUCUUUCUCUCUAUCUAAGUAUUUUUGGGGUCGGGAGCUUUCUGAGUGGCUUUCUCAUCUCUGCUAUUGAAAAUGUCACGGGUAAAGAUAAUCGUCAUAGCUGGUUUUCUAGUAAUCUCAAUCGUGCGCAUCUUGAUUAUUUCUAUGCCCUUCUAGCUGCUCUCAGUGCAGUGGAGUUAUCUGUCUUCUGGUUCUUUUCCAAAUCUUAUGUUUACAAGACAAGAAGCACAUAGAAGAAGCUGGAAUUCUGUAGUAAAACAAUGCAUGCAAGGGAUGUCCUAAUAUUAAACGAGUUUCCUAUAUUAUUAGUGAAUUCUAAGACGAGAUGCAAAGGAUCCAAAUUACCUUGCAAACUCAAAUGGAAUCAUAUAUAAAUAAUUGAUUCAUUCGAUCUAUUUUGUAAUAUUGUCGAUGUAAUUUUUUUAGCUUUGUUAACUUUUGACAAUUUUAUUCUAACAAUAAUAAUUGCUACAGUAUUCUCAAUA
Molecule: messenger RNA, 2033 nt
Organism: Glycine soja
Lineage: Eukaryota; Viridiplantae; Streptophyta; Magnoliopsida; Fabales; Fabaceae
Product: protein NRT1/ PTR FAMILY 5.10-like
Exons: 4
Coding region: 90-1781 (563 amino acids)
Biological process (GO): transmembrane transport; dipeptide transport
Cellular component (GO): membrane
Molecular function (GO): dipeptide transmembrane transporter activity; tripeptide transmembrane transporter activity
Source: RefSeq, a predicted model, not a curated record